AUCAAUUUCAAUUGCUUUUGUACAGUGAUUUACUACCAUUUUAUGAUUUAUAUUAAUAUUUUAGUUUAAGACGAUUAUAAGAAUGGACGUAUCGCAGUGCAAACACCUUCGAGUUAGAGAUAGCAGUGACUAUAAUAUGAACAUAGAAGAAUUAAUAAAAUCAAUAGAGAUGCAAUUCAAAAUUGAUUUUACUUCGCUGCCACAGUGGAAGGAACUUAUCGAAAUAAUGAAUAUCGUUCAGACGGAAUAUAAAAUUAAAAUUCAGAAUGCAGCAAAUCGUAAAUAUCAAAUAUUACAAAAUAUUUUUAUACAAAAUUCUAGACGUACUCCAUUUGAAUUAACUGAUAAAUUCGCAAGAACAUCAAAAUUUUGGGAAGACAUGAAACUUAAGGUUAGAAAACGUAAAGCUUCUAAGGUUAAAGACCAGCCUGUAAUUGAAUCUAGUGAUGAUAUGAAUGGUAUUCAAGAAACGAUAGAUGAAUUGGCACGUUACACCAAAACUCGGUUAUCCAAAAGCAGUUGUUUACAUAAAAAAUACAGAUGAUGCAUGCUAUCAUUUACAUAUUAGAAAGAAAAAUAUAGAUUUUACGAAAGAACUUGGGGAAAGUAUUAAAUCAGA
Maniola jurtina (meadow brown) is the source of this 619-nucleotide messenger RNA. RefSeq lists its product as uncharacterized. The transcript has 2 exons. Lineage: Eukaryota; Metazoa; Arthropoda; Insecta; Lepidoptera; Nymphalidae. Bases 83 to 544 code for a protein of 153 amino acids. The record is from RefSeq and is a predicted model, not a curated record.